Molecule: messenger RNA, 3205 nt
Organism: Carassius gibelio (silver crucian carp)
Lineage: Eukaryota; Metazoa; Chordata; Actinopteri; Cypriniformes; Cyprinidae
Gene: syngr1a
Product: synaptogyrin 1a
Exons: 4
Coding region: 417-1088 (223 amino acids)
Cellular component (GO): neuromuscular junction; synaptic vesicle membrane
Source: RefSeq, a predicted model, not a curated record
GCCAACAUUUAUUUAUUUCCACGUAAACACAGUAACAAGUACUAAAGUCUCUUUAGGGGUAUUCUGUAGUCUUUGCUAGUACUCAGCGUCUGGCGGGCACGUGGUCGGCGGCGCGCCUAAGUAUCCUCGAGAGUGCGCAAGCCUGACAGCAUAAUGCGCGCUCCCGUGUUCCCCUAGAUGCGUGUUUACUCGGGCUCCUCUCUCCUCCCUUGAAAUGAGAGAGGUGCGGAGUGGAAGGGACAUCGUUUUACAAGAAAACCUCCACGAACGGACAUCCAAGAGCAAGAUCGGCCGACAGACGAGGGCUAGAGCGGUGUAGCGCGAGGAUACAUUGAUUUGACAUCAAGGUCAAUUAUAUUUCUGUUAAAAUAAAUAAAAAUCAGCUUCAGACACGGAGAAAUCACGAACCUCUGAGGAUGGAGCAGGCAUACGGGGCUGGCAAGGCUGGUGGCACCUUCGAUCCAAUUACGUUCUUUCAGCAACCGCAGGCUAUUCUACGCAUAGUGUCAUGGAUCUUUUCCAUUGUGAUCUUUGGAUGCAUUGCUAAUGAGGGCUAUGUGAACCGUCCGGACGAGGUGGAGGAGCAUUGCAUCUUUAACCGUAACCAGAAUGCCUGUAACUAUGCUGUGGGGAUGGGAGCCCUGGCCUUCCUCUGCUGUGCCGCUUUCAUAGCACUGGACGUCUACUUUCCUCAGAUAAGCAGUGUUAAAGACCGCAAGAAGGCUGUUUUAGCUGAUAUUGGCAUUUCAGCUUUCUGGUCUUUCGUGUGGUUCGUGGGAUUCUGUUUCCUGGCUAAUCAGUGGCAGGUGGCUAAACCAGAAGACAACCCUCUCAAAGCGGGUGGAGACGCAGCCAGAGCAGCCAUCACCUUCGCCUUCUUCUCCAUAUUUACUUGGGCUGGUCAAGCUUUUUUGGCAUUCCAGAGGUUCAAGUUAGGCGCUAGUUCAUCUCUCUUCUCUCAGGACUAUAUCGAUCCCAGCCAAGAUCCUGCAGGAGCACCUGCUGCAGCCACAGAGUACACUGGAUACAACACUGACAUGGAGGCUAACUAUGACGGCUCUGGUGGAUACCAGAACCAAGACUACUGAGGUCAGGUAUAGGAAUGUACACAACAGCCUUAACCAGCAAGGCUGACUGGGUAACAUAGGAAAAAAAAAAGAAAAAAAAAGUAGGUGAAAAGGACAAACAAACUUAUUUUGGGCACUUGGGGUAGAAUAUGGGGGCCAAAGCAGGCUGACAGGAAUUCAGGGGUUUGUUUGGUGCUAUAAGAACCCCUUGUUGGUUUAACAUGAUUAUCAUAUUUUGCAGAGACUGUGGUACAAGAUCUGUAGAAUUUAGUUUUUGUUUUUUUAUCUGCCACCUGGAUUUUUGCCUUCAGUUUUUUGGUUUAUGGGUUUGGGGAUGAUCAAACUGAUUGGUCUACAGAUGUGUGUCCAUCCUGAGCAAACCCUGGAUGUUGUUUUUUUUUUGUGUGUGUGUGUGUGUGUGUGUGUGUGAAAAUAAAUCUAAACUAAACUGAUGGAACUUUGUCCCUAAAUUAGUCAUAAAAACUAGCUUAAUAUUGGCCACACGUGACAAAACCUGACUAAACUAAAUGCUUCUGUUGGUAAAGUGUAGGUGCUACAGGUGGAAUUUUGUUAACCCUUAACCUAGAGCAGAUACUGCAUUGAUAGCUCUCUGCUGCCAUUUUGUCAGUGUCCAAGGAUCUUAAAAGAUCAUUUUGAAAAAUAUCAGGUCUGGGAUUAGAUCAGUCUCUGCAUUGUUGACAUAGAGCGUGCCAAGAGAGAAACUGAAUGGUAAUACAGAGAAUGAAUUUUUUUUUGAAAAUACUAUAAAUAUAAUAUAAAUAAAGUGAAUUUUUGAAUUGAUUUAUUUUUGUGCAGCUAUGAUUAUGUGCAGCUGUGAUUGUGUUAUUUAAGGUUUAAGGUCUGUUUCUUUACAGAAAGGCAACAUUCCAUAUAUACAGUAUUUGGACUCUUAUGCACAGCUUGUAUAGCAUACAGGGCUCUCAAGCCUCACGCUUUCCCUGUGAGAAACUCAUUUCAACCAGUUCACAUGCCACAUCUUGUAUUUCUCAUGCUGUAAGACGUAAGGGAUAACUUGUCCCGCUAUAUACAAUUAAUUGACAAAUAAAGUUCAUGGCACUCUCGAGUUAUUCAGAGUUAAAUGCCAAUCAGAAAUGCGAAUUUUGUUGUCUCAACAUGGAUGCACACACACUCAGAGAGUAAAUUGUAAGGUCAAGAUCCAGUGAAUGCUGUAGGUAGACCCUGUUCUUUAUUUAUUCUUUAUUUAUUUUUUAUUUUUUACAAUUCCAGGACGAAAUCACUUGCCUGUGAUCAAAGAUAAUUUGGCAUUAGUAAAUCUGAUUUAAAAAAAUCAUCCAAAUAAAAUACAUUGUUUUAUUUAUUUAAAAAAUAAAUUUGGCCCCUAACGAGCCAACUGAACAGCAGUGCUCAAUGUACAUACUGUGUUACAUUAUGUACAUUAUACAUAGUAUGCCAGUAUGUCACUUGUGAAAAUAUUAUUCAUAAUUCUGUAUGCUAAUGAGUUCCUUUGUAGCACACCUAGUAUUUUUCUCUGGCGAUCUGUUUUUUUAUCAUUUCAAUAACAUUUUUGAAUUUGUUUAUAAGUUACUGUAAUAACUCUUGCUCUAGAGCAGCAGCAUUGUGCAUUACAUUUGAAUUUGAAUUACUUUUUUUUAUUAUUAUUAUUAAAUUCUAAAAACAAUGUUAUGUACUGGAAUAUAUAAAAACCAGCAUAUUUUUAUUUAAUGACAAAGAUGUAAUAUAAUCAAGUACACAAAAUAUCUUUAUAAAUUUAUUAUGGAAAAAAAAAAAAAUAAUAAUAAGAGUAAAUGUGUACUUUGCAUUUAAAAAUGUUCAUCCUUUCUCUGUUUAGGAAGUGACAUUGUUUUCUGAGUCAGGAAACUUUUCUCUCUUAUUUUAUUUCUUCUUGACCCUGCUAAAAAAGGAAAGCUACUAUACAAUCAACAUAUUAUAUAGGUGAUGUAUCAGAUGUGUUCUUCUAUAAUGUACAAUUAUGGAGCUGGGAUACAAAAUAUUGUAAAAUAAAAAAAUAAAAUUUUGAUGUGGUGCCUGUCCUGAAUCACUAGGUUAAAAUGGCUCAGUGUAUUUUGUCGUGUCUUGAAUGUUGCUUGUCUGGUAAGAUGUCUGAUAGCUGACAAUAAAAGAAAUUGUCUGAUGGA